AGUAGGUGGCGGUAUACACCUACACGCAGAAGAAGACGGAGAUUUGGUCGUAGUUCCGCUGGUGCAUUUGAUUUGGACCCGUGGUUUUCUCGUGUUUAAGUUGGAAGUAAAUUAAGCGCAUGAAAUUACAUAUUUAUUAUAUUUUGUAAUGAUCACUUUCAAUCUGUCUAGCUAUAGCUAGAAUAAAACUCACAACCUUGGCUAGGAUAUAUUUAUUCCUUGGAUAUAGACUACAGCUCACGUUACCACGUUACGCUUGCUAGCAUUGUAAUUCAUCUACGCUGUUUGCAGUUCCGCUGGCGGUCACACAUUUAGCUUCGAAAGGUUUGCUAUUCGUCACCCGGCUAAGUCGUCCACCUGACCCCAAUCACGCAAGUACAGAGGAGUGCAGAGAGAGAUGAGGCUGGAGCUUAGUCGUGUGCUGCAGCAGUGUCGGCGAGGGGUCCUGCUGGAUUUGGGGCUUGGUGGGGAGCACAGGAUGGAGCUGCCGGGCUGCCUGCUGUACACCCGCUGCGGAACCGUCCCGCACCUGACCCACCACACACUGUGCACCCUGAAACACCUGCCUGCCGUCACCCAGAUCACCCUGGACUCGUUGGCGGAACACCAGGAGGUACUAGAGGAGUUCCAGGAGGGAGUCGGCAGGUUUGCAGGUCUCAAGGACACAGUAAUAUUCAGUUCUCUCCAUGACUCGGCAGCACCCCACCCGCCAGGGUACAGUACAAACAAGACGGUGUCCGUGUGGGGUUCAGGUGGUCGGAUAGAGCUGACCGUGGCUCAGUACAUGGCGCUGCAGAAGGCUAUCAGGCCGCACUGGUACCAGAGCAUGGCCGACGGAGACACGCGGCAACCCAACGCAACCCGCAAGAAGGUCUGCAGGGCCGUGGACCGAACGCUCAGCCAUCUGGACGAGUGCCUGUCUCUGCAUCUGAAAACAGAGGAACUGAGGGGGACGGAGAUAUUUGGGGUGGUGGAGGGGGGCAGUGUGCUGGAGGAGAGGGUGCGGUCGGCGCGUGAAACGGCCAAGAGGCCGGUGGGGGGCUUUGUCCUGGACGGCUUCCACACCGAGGCCAUGAGCCAGGAGCUACGCGGCCAGCUCGUCGCCGCGGUGAUCAAGGAGUUACCUGAGGACAAACCCAGGGUUCUCCUGGGGGUGGGCCACCCAGAUGAAGUACUGGCGUGUGUGGAGGCUGGGAUUGACCUGUUUGAGGGCUUCUUCCCCUUCCAGGUGACAGAGCGUGGCUGCGCUCUUGGCUUCAGCUACACUCUUGACCCCGACCCCGAGAGCACAGUGUUUGAGAGAAACGGGACGGAAGUGGAGGAAAUUCCAGAACACAGAGGGGGCGAGAAUGUGGAGAUCCAGGAGCAGAUGACCCGAUUUGAAAUCAAUUUGAAAGACAAAAGAUACCAGGAUGAUUUUCGCCCCCUGGUGGUCGGUUGUGGCUGCUACUGCUGCAGGAAUCACCAGAGGGCGUACCUGCACCACCUGCUGAUGACCAAUGAACUGCUGGCAGGAGUGCUGCUAAUGGUGCACAACCUGGAGCACUACCACGGUUUCUUCUGCUCCCUACGGGGGGCGCUAGAGAGUGACCGGCUGGACGCACUCAAGAGAACGGUCCUACAGGGGAGGGUUUGAGGAGUCUGUAGGGUAGAAGAAACAUUGUCUAUUCAAUCCCUUGAUGUCAUUUUGCUGGGGUUUUUUUUUCUUCUUUUAUUCCUUCCUACGAUUUUGGAAUGCCAAAUCGUAUAUCAGCGCUCAUUAUCGGAUGCUACGUUAUCACUUCAGGAGGGCACAGACAAGCACAUGCUCUCCUCAGAAACAUGGGAUGAUAACAAGCAGCACCUAUCACAAUGGAGUUUUGCAAGUUGGGCUUACACAGAGAUGAGGCAGAGGAAGGUGCUUCAUGCUCAGCUUUAAAUAAAGGACACGCAUGUACAAAAAGUCAUCAUUUUUAUUUCAAAAUUAUUGUGGAUUUGUGAAAAUGUAUCAAGGCUUAUUACAGGCACUCUGAGAAAAACGCAAAAAUUGGCAAAACAAGGCGAAACACCAAAAUGGAAAAAGUAGUUAAAUGCAAAGUGCAAGUCAUUUCUUCAGUCAUAAAUUCAUGUCGCUUCUCCCUUCCUCUGCUCUUGCUAUUUGGUCUGUGCUUUUACAAACAUACUCUCCCUCUUGUCUUACUCAUCAAUUCUGCAGGGAAUGUGUCUGAGGGGGGGGGGGGGGUUUGUUAAGAAAAUGGGCCUACAUCCCAGAGCCUACAUCCCAGUGAUGGGAGUAAUUUUUAUUUUUAAGUUCAAACACCUGAUGGCAUCGUCUCUGGACUUUCUAGCGUUUAACAGUAGGCAAAACGCAUGGGCUAAAUGGCUAGACCUCACAGGACAGACAUCACAGAAAAAUGUUGUGUGUUUAUUUCAUCAGUGUAUGGGGUCUAAGAUAUCCAGGGGUCCGAAAACCUACCAAAACCUCUCCAAAAAUGAAUAAAAUGCCAUUUAAAAUGUC
This is a messenger RNA of Anguilla anguilla (European eel), 2497 nucleotides long. It is a transcript of the gene qtrt2, whose product is annotated as queuine tRNA-ribosyltransferase accessory subunit 2. The transcript is spliced from 9 exons. The coding region runs from base 398 to 1636 and encodes 412 amino acids. Gene Ontology annotation, molecular function: tRNA-guanosine(34) queuine transglycosylase activity. The record is from RefSeq and is a predicted model, not a curated record. NCBI's taxonomy places the organism in Eukaryota, Metazoa, Chordata, Actinopteri, Anguilliformes, Anguillidae.